This is a messenger RNA of Phragmites australis (common reed), 1440 nucleotides long. Its product is annotated as indole-3-pyruvate monooxygenase YUCCA1-like. The transcript has 4 exons. Gene Ontology annotation, molecular function: monooxygenase activity; flavin adenine dinucleotide binding. Bases 124 to 1440 code for a protein of 438 amino acids. Lineage: Eukaryota; Viridiplantae; Streptophyta; Magnoliopsida; Poales; Poaceae. The record is from RefSeq and is a predicted model, not a curated record.
UGUAUGUAUGUGCAGUACAAGUUCACAAGAAGGCACCUAGAGAGAGAUCUCGACACUCAACAGUAACAAUAGCUAGAUAGCUCAACAUCUUCCACAUACACAUACAGUUGUCUCCUCGUUGCCAUGGCAACCUCGCGAGGAGGAGGACAAGACGACGACCACCCCUCCAUCCUACACAGCGGCGACGGCGACGGUGGCGGAGGGGACGCCGGCGACGGCGACGGACCGAGGCAGGUGUGGGUGCCGGGGCCGGUGAUCGUGGGCGCGGGCCCGUCGGGGCUGGCGACGGCAGCGUGCCUCAAGGCACGCGGCGUGCCGUCGCUGGUGCUGGAGAAGGACGCGUGCGUGGCGGCGUUGUGGCGGCAUCGCACGUACGAGCGGCUCCGGCUGCACUUGCCGCGGUGCUUCUGCGAGCUCCCGCUCGCGCCGUUCCCGCCGGGCACGCCGGCGUACCCGACCAGGAACCAGUUCAUCGCCUACCUCGACGCCUACGCUCGCGCCUUCGGCAUUGAGCCCCGCCUCGGCGCGCGCGUCCGCAGCGCCGCCUACGACGCCACCAUUGGGUUCUGGAGGGUCACCGUCGACGUCGACGGCGAGGCGGCGGCGACAGAGUUCGUGUCGCGAUGGCUCGUGGUGGCCACCGGCGAGAAUGCGGAGCCGGCGUGGCCGGAGGGCGUGGAGGGGAUGGACAGCUACCGCGGCGCGGUCAUGCACACGAGCAGCUACAAGAAGGGGCACGAGUUCAGGGGCAAGAAGGUGCUCGUCGUCGGCUGCGGCAACUCUGGCAUGGAGGUCAGCCUCGACCUCUGCAACAAUGGAGCCAGGCCCUCCAUGGUUGUCAGGGACAAGCUUCAUGUGUUGCCCAGGAGAUACUUAGGCAUCUCCACAUUUGGACUCUCGGUGUUCCUUCUCAGGUGGCUCCCGAUAAAACAGGUUGAUUGUUUGCUCCUCUUCUUCACAAGAUUGAUCCUUGGAGAUACUGAAAAAUAUGGUCUCCCGCGGCCUAUGAUCGGCCCACUGCAAAUCAAGAAUUCAACCGGGAAAACACCAGUACUCGACAUCGGAGCUCUAAGAAAGAUCAAAGAUGGUGAAAUAAAGGUGGUCCCGGCAAUCAACCGGUUCACAGAGAAUGGGGUUGAGUUCAUAGACGGCCACAUAGAGGUCUUUGAUGCCGUCAUCUUCGCCACCGGGUACAAAAGUAAUGUGUCUUCAUGGCUCAAGGAGGAGGAGCUCUUCAGCCAGGUUGAUGGGUUCCCUAGAAAGCCUUUCCCGCAUAGCUGGAGGGGCAGGAACAAUCUCUAUGCCGCUGGCUUCACCAAGAGGGGCCUCGUGGGCACCUCCUACGAUGCUAUCAGAAUCGCCGAAGAUAUUGCAAACCAGUGGACUGAGGUAUUUGCAAGCACCACUGCUGCUCAUAGAAACAGCGACCAAGAUGCUUGA